Messenger RNA from Clarias gariepinus (North African catfish), 1879 nucleotides. Its product is annotated as protein phosphatase Slingshot homolog 3. Gene Ontology annotation, biological process: protein dephosphorylation; negative regulation of MAPK cascade. The coding region runs from base 200 to 1543 and encodes 447 amino acids. Gene Ontology annotation, molecular function: MAP kinase tyrosine/serine/threonine phosphatase activity; protein tyrosine/threonine phosphatase activity. Gene Ontology annotation, cellular component: cytoplasm. The transcript is spliced from 5 exons. The record is from RefSeq and is a predicted model, not a curated record. Lineage: Eukaryota; Metazoa; Chordata; Actinopteri; Siluriformes; Clariidae.
UUCACACACACGCACACGGCAGCGCGAGGAGACUCAGCGCGAGGAGACCCGCUGUAAUAACGGUUUAUAACGUUAUUAUAAAAUAUUACUGCGUCCGGUCACUGACCCCAUCAUCUUCAUCAUCAUCAUCAUCACUGGACUUUACACUCAUUUAUCUUAAAUACUCAACCAGUGGACCAGGGCUUAACCGCAUCUAUUGAUGAUGGUGUUCCAGUCAGAACGAGCGCCGCUGUCCCGCAUCCUGCCGCAGCUUUACCUGGGAGCAGAGAGUGACGUCACACAGGACUGUCUGUCAGCUCGGGGGAUUUCGUACGUGCUGAGCGUGAGCCGCUGCUGCCCCCAGCCCUCGUUCCUGCCCCAGUCUCAGUACCUGCGCAUCCCCAUAGAUGACUCUCUGCGGGACGACCUGCUGCCGUGGAUCCCUCAGGCUCUGCGCUUCAUCGACGCCGCCUUGUCUCUCGGCUGCUCCGUCAUCGUCCACUGCGCCGCGGGGAUUUCCCGCUCUCCGGCUCUUGCCGUGGCUUACAUCAUGUACAGUCUGAGGAUGGACCUGGACCACGCUUACAGGUUUGUGAAAGAGCGCAGACCCACGAUUUCCCCAAACUUUAACUUCCUGGGUCAGCUCCAGCUCUUCCAGCACACACUCCCUUUGAAGAGCACCGACAGCAACCCCCACACCCAGCAGCCAAUCCCAUCACCCGACACAUGCAUGCAGUCGGUCAGUAGCAGCGCGUCUGCAGGGAUUACCACACAGGACGGUUGCGAUGUCAUUAACGGACACCGCGCCGACAUCAAAGCCGAAAGCGUCACGGUCCAGCCCGAGUUUACUUUGUCUCUCUCCGACAAGCUCAGAACUCUGACUCUCAGCCCAGAGUGUGUAGAGGUGCAGAGACGAGCCUGCACUCACUUGGAAACACACUCUCAAACACACGCACCCACGCCAAAGAAACCCACACACCUUCACAUCCAGUCCAUCUCAGAAAAGAGAAAAAGCCUCACCCUGUCUCUGACGCCGCUCGGCCCCGCCGCACCAGCACGUGCUGACCAGCAGAGGGCGACAGCACACACCGGCUCGAGUCAGAACAAGUCCUGCAGUUCUCCUUCUGCCCACAAGGGGGAGACAGGAGACCAUGGGAAAGAACCAAAGCCUGCCAUGAGCAGAGGAACAUCAAUGACAAGAUGCAGCAGGACACAGAAGAGAAGGAGCGAGGAGAAGAGCGGCUCUCCUGCCCCUCACAGGGUGAAAGAGGAGCAAGCGCAGGUGAGGUCAGGGCUGCAGAGACGAGAGCGGGGCAGGAGGACGGUGCAGGCGCACACCCCGAGCCUGUGCGUUUCCACUCGUCGCCAGCAGGAGGCGACAGGAGGAGAUCUCUCGGGCUGCGCGGUGGAGGCCGUGGAGAUGAUGGACGGAGAUCAGAGUCUGGUGUCGCCCAUCAACCUCACCAUCAACAGACUGCUGGGCUGGGGCGAGCGCAUGUUGCUCGGGGUUCUGCUCGGCCCGCACAUCAAGGUGGGCCACGCCGCGCUGCCGUACAGGUGCUGAACACACACACACUCAACCAUGAGCAACAAUGUCCACUGGAUCCUGCUAGUAAAGCAUCUGAGGCUGAGGAGACAGCGUGUGUGUGUGUGUGUGUGUGUGUGUGUGUGUGUGUGUGUGUGUGUGUGUGUGUGUGUGUGAUUCCGACUGCACCAGACUGCAUGUAGGUCUUUAAUUCCAUUGCUUUUUGUCAUAAACAUGUUGUUGAGAGUGUGUGUGUGUGUGUGUGUGUGUGUGUGUACACGUGAGUGGACACCUGCCUGUCACCUGAUUAUUUAUUUAAUUAUUGAUUAUUGUUAUAUUUAUAAACAGAUAUUUUGGGGUUGGCUCUGCUGUUGU